Molecule: messenger RNA, 4654 nt
Organism: Hippoglossus stenolepis (Pacific halibut)
Lineage: Eukaryota; Metazoa; Chordata; Actinopteri; Pleuronectiformes; Pleuronectidae
Gene: tmem74b
Product: transmembrane protein 74B
Exons: 4
Coding region: 185-1051 (288 amino acids)
Source: RefSeq, a predicted model, not a curated record
CCGGAUGCGACGGUGUCCCCGGUCGCCUGUCCUCCCGCCUGCCUCGCGCCUGCUCCCGGCUCCAGCUCCAGACAGAAGCUGCAGAGGCGACUGUGAUGAGACAAGAAGAGAAAUGGAAAACGGUGACGACCAAGUGAUGUCACAGAGAGUUUGGUGAAGACAUGAGCUCAUCGAACACAUUUCGAUGGAAUCCUCUUUCAACGCCGUAGAGCUCCGGGAGCUGCGGGGCGGAGGAGGCCGGCGAGGCGUGUCUCCGACGCGGGUCUCGGCGCCCUGGACAGCGGUCGCAGUGGGCAGCUCCGCCCGAGGCUUCGAGAACGGCUCCUACCAGCAGGACGAGGAGCAAAACCACCACCAGCAGCAGAAGGAGGAGCAGCAGGAGGAGGAGGAGGAGGUGAGCUGCCCGCCUUCAACUUCAGGCAACAGCAAGCAUCAGCAUCAGGAGCUCUGCCCUCAGUCGUACGAUGAGGAGGAAGGAGGAGGAGCGCAGGAGGACGGAGGACAGGACUUCACCGAGCUAAACCCGGCCGACGACCACUCGGCGGAUUACGGCUUCGUCUUCGCCCUGGUGUUCCUGGUGAGCGGGAUCGUCCUGGUGGUCAUCGCCUACACCAUCCCCAGAGAGGCCAAGGUGGACCCGGACUCGGUGUCGGCCCGGCAGAUGGAGAAGCUGGAGAUGUACUACGCCCAGCUGGGCUCCCACCUGGACAAGUGCAUCAUCGCGGGCCUGGGCCUGCUGACCCUGGGGGGGAUGUUCCUGUCCGUGCUGCUCAUGGUGUCCAUAUGCCGCGGCGAGAUGUACCGACGUCGGGCAGCGUUCGUACGACCCAAGAGGACUUACGGCUCCAUCAACCUGAGGAUGAAGCAGCUGGCGACAGGAGAGGCCGGAGAGGGCGGGGACGGAGGGGAGGAGUUUCUGGUGGAACACGCAGAGACUCGGAAAAACAUUCAACCGGGGGCGAGCCGGGACUCCAAAUCUGAACCGAGCAGAAACCCUCCGAGUGCUUCUUCCUCUUCUUCUUCUUCAGCUGCUGCACACGGACUCAACUAGCUGUGCGUUACCGUGCUGCCUUCCUCCGAGUGAGCGCUCAGCUGCAACAUGGGGAUGCAAAAUGGUGCAGAUCCCCCAUUUGUGCUGAGAGAAGCUCGUCCCCAGCACAAGACUUUGGGCUGCAGCAGCCCGGCUUCAACCCAGCAUUGUGGGAUGAAGGUAAACCGAGUUAAUGGGUUAUUUAUUCUCACCGAUCGCAUAAGGGAUGUAUAACGAGGGAGGCUGGACCCCACAGAAGAUGAGCGGUAAGCCUGGAUAACAGCCUGGUUGUACAUCACAGAUUAGAGCUGCUUUAGAAAUCCUUGUAUGUUUGGAGGUUUACAGGAACAAGCACAUUGACUGAACCUGGUGGUCGGGCGAACACAGAAAGUUAGAUCAACACUUCACUGAGAGUCUGGUGUUCCAUACUCAGAUCUAAACAUGUUUUCAAUCCUAAUCACGAGAUUCACACAGAUGUUAAAUGUGAAAAUCACUGGAAAUCAACGUCAGUCACUGGACAGCAAAUGUUGUUUCAUUAUUUUAUAAAGUAAAUGUGAAGCUGUGGUGCUCACUGGCCUGCAAAUACACUGAGGCAGCAUUUUAAAAAAUAAUAUUUCUCUCCCCUGUGACAUUUACACUCAUCACCAGCAUCAGAGAUAAACGAACAAUAAUCAUUUUAAAGUUUAUUCAGUUUAAAUCUGCAUUAAGCAACGUUUCGGAUUCAUUGAGUGAAUUGGAAAAGAACGACGAUUGGAUUUCUUCUUGUUAUAUUAUUAGUUAUAUAUUUUUCACGAAAGUAUGAAUUUAGUUCAAAAUAUUAUGAUCUCACAUCUUUUGUCUCAGAACAUGAGGACCUCAUUAUGACUUCAUUCCUGAUAUACAACAAAUAACUUUUAUUGUAUUAGUUUGAUCUCGAAUUUUUCGUGAAAAUAACAAAAACCUUUUCUGGUGAAAUUAAAUUAAAAUUGAAUUUUCUCAAUUUGUUUCCGAACAUUGCUCCUCUCACUUACAACCCAGAUACCUGAAGAUGAACAAAUCCAUAAAUAAGUGAAAAAUCUAGAAAAUACAAAUACUGGCAACUCUGCUAAGUCUCUAAAUUUAAGUCUUAAAAGUUUACAAAUUUAACAAGAAAGUUGGAAAGUUCGCAGUUUCUGUUUUGGGAUUUUUGUGCCUCUUUGGGGUGAAAAAUUGCUUAAUGCAGCUUUAACCUCCUGUAUUUCAUUUACCUCUGAAAAUGCCUGAGGAGCAGCAGCAGUUCAAUUCACCAACAAUACAAACAGGUUUUUUUAAAUAUGGAUGCAGAGACACGUGGGAGGAGACGAUGAGCGAAGUGAAGUGAGUCACUGUGGACAGGGUGACAUUACCCAGAAAGCACCAGGAGAGCUCUUCCCGUCUGUAUUUUGUUUCUUUUUUUCACCAAACGACAGAUUUUGCCGCAAAUCAAUUCCGUUUUUCUAACAGUGAAAAUAAGACGAAGGUAAAAAUAUCACUCGAGGAGGAUAAAUCCGUUAAAUGGAAUCAUUGACAGAAGAGACAGUGAUGAAAUCAGUGACGCGAAGGUGUGAACGUCGGCUCCUCACUUAUUUAACACUUUCACUGCCGGGAGCUGAAGGUCAUGAAUCACACACAAGCGGCAAAAUCUCCAAAUGAUCACGUCUCAUUUCUCGUGUCUCAUCCUGCAUCACUCAAAACUGUUGAAAGCUGAAAUUAAUCUGAAAAGUCCAUAAAAACAUAACUGAGGUCUGGACAAUAGAUAGAAAAAUAGCAGUGGCUUCAUUUAGGUGUCGCGUGUCUUUGUCUCUAUCUGACUGAUGCUCAGGCCAUUAACAUGGAGAAGAAGCUGGUUUCGACUGAACCUUUAAUGACGCACUUAUUUGUAUUAUAUGUAAACAGAUGUUAUUUAUGUCAUGUAAGGAUACAAGAAGCCUUAAUGAGUAAACACACACUGUAAAGUCUAUAUACACAAAUGUUAUUACGCUGAUGUAUUAAAGUCUGUAUAGUGAGCCAAUUAGCCAAGGGUUAUGUAGCCACACACACACACACACACACACACACACACACACACACACACACCACACACACACACACACACACACACAUGCUAAUUCUGAGCUCUUUAUUAAAGUAUGUACCAGAUUCACAGUACAAAUAAGCUGUAAAUACACAUGUAUACGUUUCGGAUGUAGAGGACCAGCAAAAGCUAAAACGCUCAGAAACCAAAAUGCGCAACGCAGGUAUGAAAAUUAGGAAACCUCAUCACGGCCGGAACCUUCUAUCAUUUCUUCAUUUAAGUUGAGAUUCAUUUAUUAACAAACAACCAUAGUAAUGUAAUAGAAUGUAAUGGUUAGUAGAUAUUAGAGCUGCACAUUUUAAUUAUUUCAAUUAUCAAUUAAUCCAUUGCUGCUACUAAUGUUUAAAAAUAUCAAAAUAAAAAAGCCCAAGUUGACAUAUUUAAAUAACGUGUUCUGUUCGAGUGAUUGUCCCAAAACCAAAGAUAUGUUUGAGUUCAACAUGGAAAACAAAGAGAACCAGCACAGAGCUCGUUUCUAUCCAGUACAGAUCUUUAAUCUAAUCUGUUGAUGGUUCCAGUUGUGGAAACCAAUAUUUUUCUCUAAAUCAAUUAACUGAGUGUCAUUGUUAUACUUUACUUUUUGAUCAGAUAAUCUCAUAUAAUAUAGAAUAUAAUAGAAUAAAUGUAUUAUUUGCUUUAAAAAUGACUAAAAUCAUGAAUUUAUAUUUUUUUGCCGAUCCCCUAAAUGUUGCAGCUCUAGUAGAUAAAAUGCAAACUGUAAAUUAAAUGUGGCUUUACCACAAUAUUCUGCUGGAAAUUAAGAUACAAUUUAAUUUCCCCUCAAACUCAUUUACUUGGUGAUAAUGUAUAAAAAAAUAAGUGACGACAGUAUUAUUUGGUGGAGAUGUUUAAAUAUAUAAUGAGGACCAGGGAUGUUUCUUAUUGGUCGGAACUGUUCUAUCAUCUCUGGCGCAGCUCGUUAACCUCGUGGUGUCACUGGACGGUCACAGGUUCGAUUCCCUGCCACCGUCUGUCUCUGCUGAUGUGUCCUUGAGUUUCAUCCAUCAGAGCCGAAGCCUUCUGCUGUUCACACACAUCAAAUCACAUCACAAUAUCCGAAUCCAUUCACCUCUCAGCAAAUUAGAGUGAAGUCAAAGAGGUGUUGUUUUCAUUUGAGGAGCCAACACUUUAAAAAAACUAUAGUAAAACUAGUAAAAUGCACUUGUGGUGUCUUCAGGUGAUCCUUGGAUUGGUUGUCACUGUUUUUAUAAAGUCGACUAACAUCCUUUUUGUUUGUUGGUAUUCGUGUAGAACCCAAAACAAAUUCACAAACCCUCUCUCGGAUGGUCGGAGCGUUGUGGUGAUCACUCGUCACCAACUGGUGCAGAGUGUGGACGGGGACUCAAAGUUUUAGCUGCUGACACCAGCUGUAAAACAAAUAGAAUAAAAAAGAGCACAAAGCUAUUAUCCUCUCAGUCAGAUACAUAUUAAUAAAUAAUAUUAAUCCUGAACUUCUUUGCAAAAUCUCACGUGAAUCAAAACAUUUCCCUGCUGUUGUUGGUUUUGCUCACCAGGUCAAGUUGUUGUUUCCGAGGUUGUUCCAUUAGUUUAUU